Molecule: messenger RNA, 1337 nt
Organism: Dermatophagoides farinae (American house dust mite)
Lineage: Eukaryota; Metazoa; Arthropoda; Arachnida; Sarcoptiformes; Pyroglyphidae
Source: RefSeq, a predicted model, not a curated record
UUGAAUUACGUACAUUAUGAGUAGCUAUAACCACGUUUUUUUCGUUCAAUACGAAUUCUUGUGUUUCAACAAAAACAGAAUUCAUCGCUAAAUUAAUCGACAUGGAUUUUAUCGAAUUUCAAGGUAGUAAUUGUCUCCGUCAAAGAAUUAUUCUUGCUACAUUAACAAGAAGAAAAAUAAUCAUCGAUCAGAUACGUGAUAGAAAUUCAUCCUCAUAUGGUGUGCAGAAAUAUGAAAUAAGCUUGCUGAAAUUAUUGGAAAAAAUUACCAAUGGUUCGUCGAUUCUGGUUGAUAAAAAUGGCACCCGAAUCACAUACAAACCUGGAAUACUAUACGGUGGCUCUGUGGAACAUUGGUGUUCUCUUGAACGAUCUAUUGGGUAUUAUCUGGAAGUUCUUAUACCUUUGGCACCGUAUUGUAAAACUCCUAUCGAAGCUCGAUUACAUGGAAUAACAAAUGAUACCAUUGAUCCAUCUGUCGAUGCUCUUCGACAUUCUUCAAUCCCAUUAUUGAGACAAUUUUUUGGCGUUUUCGAUGAAGAACAACUUGAAUUGAAAAUAAUUUCACGUGGCCUUAAACCGGGUGGUGGUGGAAUUGUUUCGUUCAAAUGUCCUGUUCGAAAAGUUUUAAAACCCGUUCAAUUAUUGAUGCCUGGAAAAGUUAAACGAAUUCGUGGCAUUGCAUUCGCAACAAGAGUAUCACCACAGAUAGCCAAUCGAAUGGUCGAUACAGCUAAAGGAAUGUUGUUGAAAUUCAUUACUGACAUUUAUAUUUAUACAGAUCAUCUUAAAGGAAAAAAUAGUGGUAAAUCUCCCGGUUUCGGAUUGUCUCUGGUUGCCGAAACAACUGAAGGAGUGUUCUAUGUGGGUGAAUCAAUGUCCAAACCUGCUGAAUCAAAUACAGGUGUAUCGAUUCCAGAAGAUGUUGCUAAAUUAGCCGUAUCAAAUCUUUUCAACGAUAUCUAUCGUGGUGGUACAAUCAAUACGAUCAACCAAGGAAUGGCCGCUAUAUUCAUGUCAUUCACCGAUCGUGAUCUGUCUAAAGUAAUAUUUGGACCAUUAAGUCCAUAUACUAUACAAUUGUUGAGACAUUUACAAACAUUUACAUCAUUAACAUUUAAAUUAGAAUCGGAAUCAUUGAAUAGAAAUGAUGAAGAUAAUCAAAACGAAACGAAUAUAAUGAUGAAAAUUGGAUCGAAAAAAAUUAUUGCCGCAUGUAUUGGUAUUGGUUUUAUGAAUAUAAACAAAACUGUUAAAUAAUUCUCACAUAUUUCUGUAAAAAAAUUUUCAUAAUUCAUUGUUUUCUUUUUUGAAAAUAAAAUCAAUUCACAUUUAUAU